This is a messenger RNA of Cladophialophora carrionii CBS 160.54, 405 nucleotides long. RefSeq lists its product as uncharacterized. The record is from RefSeq and is a predicted model, not a curated record. The transcript has a single exon. Bases 1 to 405 code for a protein of 134 amino acids. Lineage: Eukaryota; Fungi; Ascomycota; Eurotiomycetes; Chaetothyriales; Herpotrichiellaceae.
AUGACUUCGGACCCGCAGAGGCCGGCAGCAUCAUCAACACAACGCACCAAGGAAGCUAAAGACGCAUUCACGGCUUCGCUCAAUUCUGUCGGCGCCAGCAUCGACGCGGAGCUGCAGGCCCGAGCCAAGAACAUCCACGCCAACGCGAAGGCUCUGACCAAGCAGGAAGACGACUUGAGAAAGGAGACCAAAAGUCUUGCGAAAGAAAACGAUUCUCUCCAAAAACUGCUAGAGAAGACGAAGAAGGAAUUCAAGGGGCUUGAUGAUCUAGACGACAUCAUGGCAAACCUCGAUGCGGAUAUGGCAAUGAUCGAGGAGACUUUGAGGCUUGCAGAGGAGGAGGAAGAGGAGGAGGGGCAGGUUGCAGAACGGAAAGCGGGAGAGCAUCCGCCUUCUGGACGAUAA